AUGAUAUAUAAUAUAAGACAAGUAUAUAAAUUAUAUAAAUCUUUUUAAAAAUAGUUUAUUAUAAAUAAUUAAAAUUUUUAUAUUAAUUAAUAAUCAAAAAUAAAUUAACUCUAUUAAAUAUUUUUAUGCUUUAUUCAUUCCAUAACUAGGAUUAUCAUUUAUUCAGAUAAAUUGCUAGAUCUAUCAGCAGCUAUCUGUUUUGUAAAAUAUUUUUUUUAGCUUUUUUUUGCAGCAAGUUCUCCAAGAUAAUUUUAUUAAUUCAUUCAUUAAUUCAUUUUAAAUGAUGAUGCUUUUAUUGAAAAUAAACUCUUAAUUCAUAAAAUUGUUUUUUGA
This is a messenger RNA of Tetrahymena thermophila SB210, 333 nucleotides long. RefSeq names its product transmembrane protein, putative. NCBI's taxonomy places the organism in Eukaryota, Ciliophora, Oligohymenophorea, Hymenostomatida, Tetrahymenidae. The record is from RefSeq and is a predicted model, not a curated record. The transcript has a single exon.